AGGACCACUGGCAUUGUCUGUGCUUGUCAAUUACUGUUGUGUCAAAACAAUUAUGUAGAUUGUUUAUAAACAGCAAUUUAUAAUAAACAGUAUGGUUUCUACAAAAUGAGCAGUGAUUACAAUAAGAAAUACAAAAGGCCAAAACAAAAUACCUUAGCAACUACAAAACCAGGAACAUCAAAGACCAGAUCUAGUAAACACGAAGUUCUACGAAAGCAGCCAGAACCAUUAUGUCCUCUGUUAGCUAAAGACUCUGAAUGGGUCGACAUUUUGCAGUCGUCCCUCACGGACACUAUAAGAUCAUCAACCAAUGUGUCUGACGAGGAAGAAGUUUUACAGCUCGUAGAAUGUGAAGAUGGCCCCCAAAUGAAACCCUUAGCUAUUAUGUUUCCGGGAUUGCUAGACAAAGAUCCACAGACAUUACAAGGCAUGCUGACUAAGGCUAUGUCGACAACUGAAGUAACUCGACAUUUAGUUGAUCUUGGGCAAAAAGCAAACUUUACCUUCAUGAAAAAAGCUAAUCGAUUAAUUCCGCCCGAUAAGCAAUGGAUGGAAAGUUUGACUGAAAACAGCAAUUCACAUUGCUCUGUAGACUCUGGACUACUAAGUAACUGUCUUUCAAGUGAUUAUGAGGCAGAUAGUGAAGUAGCCGAAGUUCAAAGUAAUGAAACUAAAAUAAGGAAGAAGAAGAAACACUAUGGAAGCACUAAUCAGUCCAGCCCACUGCAACUGAGUUCACAUGACAUUUUAAUCAACGAAAGGUAUAUUGAUCUAUACCAAAGAUUUUCUUUUUAUUAUCCUAUAAGACCUCAAAAUAAAAAAUAAUAAUACAGAUUGAAACUUUUUAGUGAA
This is a messenger RNA of Trichoplusia ni (cabbage looper), 852 nucleotides long. RefSeq lists its product as uncharacterized. The transcript is spliced from 5 exons. The coding region runs from base 106 to 825 and encodes 239 amino acids. Lineage: Eukaryota; Metazoa; Arthropoda; Insecta; Lepidoptera; Noctuidae. The record is from RefSeq and is a predicted model, not a curated record.